UUCCAGGCGAAAUCGUAACGGCGACACUUUCGUGCCAUAAAGGCCCCCAAGUAUCGGUCGAGAUCAUCUCAAGGAGAAGUCAUGGCGACUGUGGAUCCGAUCGCUCUCGAUCUCGUCGAUUUCCUCAACGCUUCGCCCACCAACUUCCACGCCGUCGAUGAGGCGAAGAAGCGUUUGAAGCAAGCUGGGUUCGUGCAUCUGUCGGAGAGAGAGGAUUGGGUGUUGGAACCGGGGGGGAAGUAUUUCUUCACGAGGAACCAUUCCACUGUCGUCACCUUUGCCAUCGGAAAGAAAUAUGUUGCCGGGAAUGGAUUUCACAUCAUUGGAGCACAUACUGACAGCCCAUGCCUCAAAGUGAAGCCUGUCUCCAAGGUAACAAAAGGAGGAUAUCUUGAAGUUGGUGUCCAGACAUAUGGUGGAGGACUUUGGCAUACGUGGUUUGAUCGUGACUUAACCCUUGCUGGAAGAGUGAUAAAGAAAGAAGUGAAGGAUGAUUCAGUAUCCUACUCACACUGCCUUGUCAGGAUUGAGGAGCCCAUCCUUCGGAUUCCUACCCUGGCUAUUCACCUAGAUAGGAGUGUUACAGAAGCCUUCAAGUUCAACACACAUAGUCACCUCAUACCUGUGUUAGCAACAUCAGUGAAGAAUCUCAUCUCUCUCAAAACCAAAGCGGCGAAUCCAGUGGACAAGGCUCCCACCAAUAGAGGGUCAAUGUGCACACCCUUACUGAGGCUAUUUCAAAGUGACACUACAAUUCUGGUUAUCUUCCAAACAAAAGUGAACCUGAGGGGUGAGAUUCAGAAGCUUGUAGAUCAAAAUGGUCCCUGUAAGUCAAAUGCACAAGCAAAUGUUGAUAACAAAAUACAUCAUCCAGUGCUACUGCAGCUUAUUGCUGACCAGGCUCAUUGCCAUCCAGAUGAAAUUUGUGACUUUGAGCUGCAAAUCUGCGAUACUCAACCAAGUGUCAUAGGUGGUGCAAUGAAGGAAUUUAUCUUCUCGGGAAGGGUUGAUAACCUUUGCAUGUCAUUUUGUGCACUAAAGGCAUUAAUAGACUCCAUCUCUGUUGGAAGUUUGCUUGAUGAAGAAUCUGGUGUCAGGAUGGUGGCAUUAUUUGAUCAUGAGGAGGUUGGAUCAAAUUCAGCUCAGGGAGCUGGAUCUCCUGUCAUGUUGGAUGCUCUGUCAAGGAUAACAAAGUCUUUUGAUUCUUCAGAUCCCAGGUUUCUUGAGAAGGCAAUCCAAAGGAGUUUUCUUGUUUCAGCAGACAUGGCACAUGCUUUACAUCCUAAUUUUAUGGACAAGCACGAGGAAAAUCAUCAACCGAAACUACAUGGUGGUCUUGUUAUUAAACACAAUGCCAAUCAGCGUUAUGCCACCAAUGCUGUUACUGCAUUCAUAUUCCGAGAAAUUGCAGAAAUGCAUAACUUACCCUUUCAGGAUUUUGUGGUUCGGAAUGACAUGCCAUGUGGUUCAACCAUUGGUCCCAUACUUGCAAGCGGUGUCGGAAUUCGGACUGUCGAUGUUGGUGCGCCUCAGUUGUCGAUGCAUAGCAUUAGAGAAAUGUGUGCUGUUGACGAUGCCAAACACUCUUACGAGCAUUUCAAGGCAUAUUUCAACGAGUUCACGAAACUUGAGAAGAAAUUAGUCGUCGACCUUUAAUCAAUUGCCUUCAAAUGAAAUGGAUGAUGGUAGGUUUCAUGAUUAUAUUUUACUCUAAACUAACUUAUGUCGUGGCAUGAUAUUAUUGUGAGGAUCAACACAUUAGGGUUUGUAGCAAAAACAAAAAAUGUUAUAUUCUUAUUUAUGUAUAGAAACCAUCUUAACAACAAUUUCCUCA
Messenger RNA from Musa acuminata AAA Group (dessert banana), 1834 nucleotides. Its product is annotated as probable aspartyl aminopeptidase. The transcript has 12 exons. Gene Ontology annotation, molecular function: aminopeptidase activity; zinc ion binding. Bases 82 to 1656 code for a protein of 524 amino acids. The record is from RefSeq and is a predicted model, not a curated record. NCBI's taxonomy places the organism in Eukaryota, Viridiplantae, Streptophyta, Magnoliopsida, Zingiberales, Musaceae. Gene Ontology annotation, biological process: proteolysis.